Nymphaea colorata (pocket water lily) is the source of this 3307-nucleotide messenger RNA. RefSeq names its product protein TRANSPARENT TESTA 9. NCBI's taxonomy places the organism in Eukaryota, Viridiplantae, Streptophyta, Magnoliopsida, Nymphaeales, Nymphaeaceae. Gene Ontology annotation, biological process: endosomal transport; endosome to lysosome transport; regulation of autophagosome maturation. Bases 356 to 2929 code for a protein of 857 amino acids. Gene Ontology annotation, cellular component: late endosome; endolysosome membrane. The transcript is spliced from 21 exons. The record is from RefSeq and is a predicted model, not a curated record.
GUAAAAAGGUGGAGAUUCUCACCGUCUCGCUUUUGUCGAGUGAUGAGCUGUGAGGCCUGCGAGAAGAGAGGGACGCUCGGCAGAGUCAGAGGACGAGGAGGAAGAGGAAAGAGAGAAACCAGGGGAAGGGCAAGUGGAAGAGGAGUAUCGAAUUACGAAUUGGACUCGAACGGGUCGAAAUCGAGAUAUAUGUUUAUCCUCUUGACAGGGAUUGCAAGAGGAAGAGGACUCUCCUGCCUUCAUGGGAUUCUACCAUGCCCAGCGUCGUUUUCGAGUUACUUCUGUCAUCCGGGAGUGAUAUUAUCGGUUGGUGGCUGAUCGGUUCGCCUCUUUCUCCUAUCUUGAUCCCCGCAACAUGUGGUCGUCUUUCUGGAGGAGCCGGAACCGGUUGUCGAUCGAUCAAUUCAGAUAUCUCAUUGAGCAGUUGCAGAAGAUCCAAUUUGUCAAUGAGGUUAAUAAGGAUUUUGUGAUCGAGGCUCUUAGGACAAUCUCUGAAUUAGUGACUUACGGUGACCAGCAUGAUCCUGCCUUUUUUGAAUUUUUCAUGGAGAAGCAAGUCAUGGGUGAGUUUGUGCGUAUACUCAAAGCUAGUCAAACCAUGAGUGUUGCCCUCCAAUUGCUUCAGACUCUCAGUAUAAUGAUUCAAAAUUUGAAAAGUGAACAUGCUAUUUAUUAUAUUUUCAGUAAUGAGCACAUAAAUUCUCUGAUUACAUAUCCUUUUGAUUUCCGUAACGAAGAGCUUCUUUCAUAUUACAUUUCCUUUCUGAGGGCGAUCAGUGGAAAACUGGACAAGAAUACCAUCUCAUUGCUUGUGAAGACAGACAAUGAUGAAGUAGUUUCUUUCCCGCUAUAUACAGAAGCAAUAAAAUUUGCUUUUCAUGAGGAGAAUAUGGUCCGCAUUGCUGUUUGCGCUUUGACACUAAAUGUCUACCAUGUUGGAGACGAACAUGUGAACAGAUACAUCACAGGACCAGCUGUGGGAAAUUAUUUUUCUGAUUUUGUCACCUACUUUAGGAAGCAAUGCAUCAAAUUGGAUAAAUGGGUCUCUGAAGCUUCUAGGGAUCCUGGAUGUACUCGUGCAACUUCUAAUAUUAAUUCUGCAGUUGAUGAAAUUGAAGACAACUUAUACUACUUCAGUGACAUUAUUUCAUCGGGUGUUCCCAAUUUGGAUAGGUUAAUAACAGAUAAUAUAUUGCAGCUUUUGGUAUUUCCAUUAUUUCUGCCUUCUAUUAAGAUGGAUUUUACUGAUGAGACAACUAUUGGCACUACAACAUCUUUGUUUCUACUUUGUUGUAUCUUGCGAAUAGUCAAAACUAAAGACUUAGCUAGUGGAAUAGGUGCUGCACUUUUCUGUCCACCUGAAGUUUUCGUUCAAAAGUUGGACCCAAGAUCCAAUGGUGAUGCAUGUGAUUUUCAGACGUUCCAUGAGAACUUAAAGCCAAAGCAAGAAUCUCUUUAUGGAGAGAAAGGCAUAGAAUGUUCAAAAAAUACCGUACAGAAUAUUUCUUCUGCUCAUAUUGGUUCAGCUGAAGAAUUUUUCUUGCAUCACAAUUGUAGUGCAAGAAAUCUGGCUUUGAGGGAGAUACUGCUAUCCUAUAUCAUCGAUGGUGAGGAGGUGCAGGUCCUUGGUUCUUUGAGUGUAUUAGCUACCUUAUUGCAAACAAAAGAACUGGAUGAAUCAAUGCUGGAUGCACUUGGAAUUCUCCCCCAAAGACAGCAACAUAAGAAACUUUUGCUACAAGCCUUGGUGGGUGAAUCCUCUGGUGAAGAGCAGCUAUUUUCAUCAGGAAUUAAUUCAUUGAAGGAUGGCAUCAGCAGUGAACUUGACAUGUACCUGCAAAAACUCAAGGAUGAAUAUGGUCUAUCUUCUUCAACUAUGGACCCCGAAAUAAGUCCACAAAAGCAUCGAUAUCAGGUGCUUGAUGCAUUAGUGCAUCUUCUUUUCAAUAGAUCAAACAUUUCUGCUGAGACGUUGUGGCAUGCUGGAUGGCUCUUGCGUCAGUUGCUUCCUUCUGGUGAACAAGAAUUUAAAAAUGAGCACCUAAAACUUCUCCAGGACUCAUAUGAAAAAUGCUCUAAUAAUGUACUUAAUGAAGUCAAAGGUUGCUGGUGUGACUUGCUUAUUGCAAUCAUUAUAGAAGAGUGGAAAAACUGUAAAAAGGCAAUUGAGGCUUCAUCCUUACAGAAAGAUCUCAAGAGUAUUAUCAUGCCUCACCAGUAUAUCUCCUCUGAUGAAGAUGACUCCUCUUCUGCUGCUGGCGGGAGGAUGUGCGAAACAAUAAAGGUGUUUGUACUUCAUCAUCAACUGCAAAUCUUAUCUCAUGGAGGAACUUUGCCUGAACAACCUCGGGUCGGGACUCCAAGAAAUGUCAACAUGGAAACAAGAGCAAAAAGAUCUGGCCUGGGUGUUAUUAGCCCAAAUCCAGGCACUGAAAUAAAUCUGGUGGAUGCAAUGCCUUGUAGAAUCUCAUUUGAAAGAGGCAAAGAGCGCCACUUUUUUUUCUUGGCCACUUCGACGGGAAUGUUAGGAUGGGUCCUUCUUGCAGAAGAGUUACCUCUCAAGCCGCAGCAUGGAGUUGUUCGCGUUGCAGCACCAUUAGCUGGGUCAAAUCCCAAAAUUGACGGUAAACAUCCCAGGUGGUUACACUUGCGGAUCCGUCCCUCUAGGUUACACUCCAAGGGGCAGCCGAAGUUGGAAAACCUUGGGAUGGUGAAGACGAGACCAAUGAUGGAUGGAAGAUGGACUCUUGCUUUCAGAGACGAGCAAUCUUGUAAAGACGCAGAAGCUAUGGUACUUGAGGAGAUGCAUCUGCAAAGCAAAGAAGUGGAAACGAGACUAAAACCGUUAUUGAACUUUGACAGCCCCACUUCUCAAGAUGCAGCCAUUGUGAGCUUGGAUCCCUCUGGCACGACAUCUCUUCCAUUGUAGAUAUUGAUAUUUUCAGCGCUCCUCUUUUCAUGUCUCCAGUAUAUCCUCCUGAAUAAAGUUAUAGACAGACGCAAGAAACAAAAACAAAAGUUAGGGGUGCAAGAGACUGGUUUUGGGAUGCAUGGUGUCCUGCAUCCGAGCAGCCACAGCUACCUUCUGUACAUUGCGAGUUCAGUAGGCGAAUGUAGAUCAGAAUGAGUGCAGAUUUUUUUUGUAUAGUAGGUCAGUUGUAUUUUAAAUCUUGUUAUUAUCAGGCAUUCUUUAACAUGCCCAUAUUUGGGCUUCCAUCUGUAGCACCAUCUAAUUUCCUUGUACCGCAACCGUGUGCUUUUCGUGUUGGUCUGAAGAAGGCUAUUGCGUUUCUUUUUCGUUUCUCUA